AAGCUGUCUGGGGGAUUUUCAGUGGACACUACAGAUGAGAUGAUGACUAGUGGCAGCAAUGUACCUGAACGUAUUAAAGGUAAUGUGAAGAAAAGCUGGAAGCUGCAAGAUCUAAAUCCACUGCUAAAAAAAGGGAGAGGUAUGAAGCUGCCGGGGAGAUUUUCUGCGACCGCUCCGAAUGAGAUGAUGACUAGUGACAGCCAAGAACCUGAACAUUUUAAACUGAAUGUGAAGAAAAACUGGCUGCUGCAACAUCUGCAGUCACUGCUACAAAAAGGCAAAGAUAUGAACCUGCUGGGGAGAUUUUCUGCGACCGCUCCGAAUGAGAUGAUGACUAAUGACAGCCAAGUACCUGAACAUAUUAAACAGAACGUGAAGAAAAACUGGAUUCUGCAACAUCUGCAGUCACUGCUACAAAAAGGCAACGACCUAUGGAACUCCGAAAGCCCUCCGAUCACCGAAGCGCCAUAUCCGCCAAAGAGUACAGCAUUGUUCUUUGAUUACGCGGACACCGAUACUGAUAGGCUUGCUCAAAUUUCACGCUUCAUAGGUGAAACACCAAAACUAAAGCAGAAAGUUCCCCUGAACAUCAUAAUAAAGACUGUUCAGAUCAGUGUUGUGGUCUUACUUAUACUCCUUCUUAUAUUUCAAAUAGCCUUCUGGAGAUGUUGUCACUACCAAAUAAAGUAUAACAAAAGGAGCCUCCGUUAUAUGUCAUGGAGAUAACAAUCCGGUGCUGGAGACUGCCCUAUCCAACCGGCCGAAGUGUUUCUAUUUCCAGGACACAAACCUCUGCAAAAUGGAUGGUAGACAAUACUUAGUAGGAUCAUCAGCUGUGUGUUUCUGGUGUUAUG
Molecule: messenger RNA, 854 nt
Organism: Rana temporaria (common frog)
Lineage: Eukaryota; Metazoa; Chordata; Amphibia; Anura; Ranidae
Exons: 6
Coding region: 40-726 (228 amino acids)
Source: RefSeq, a predicted model, not a curated record